Aspergillus pseudotamarii is the source of this 976-nucleotide messenger RNA. RefSeq lists its product as uncharacterized. The transcript has a single exon. The record is from RefSeq and is a predicted model, not a curated record. NCBI's taxonomy places the organism in Eukaryota, Fungi, Ascomycota, Eurotiomycetes, Eurotiales, Aspergillaceae. The coding region runs from base 462 to 842 and encodes 126 amino acids.
CUGUCAUUCCCAAAAUCUCAAACAGGCCUUUUCAAAUUAUCCAGCAUAUGGGUGUAAUCGUUAUUCCUUCCAGUGUUUGCUCGGAUGAGUCUCGAACGCUGAUCGACAAAUUGGCUGAAGGCACUAUCUACAACCAUAAAGGAACAUACUCUGUACUGGCCAUUUCUGGACCUGGAAGGAAAAUACCAAAGUCUGAAUUGAAGAUAAUUCGCGCCUUGGAGUUCAUUGGAAAGACAAGCAUGUGUCUAUGUGAGCUAGAUUACAUAUGUAAGAUGACUUCCGAUUUCUUCUUUAGAGUACCAUGUCCUCAUUGUUGCCCUCAGGAGCUAAAGUCUGACUAAAAACUCCUGAUAAAAGCGCAAGAGCUUCAUCGAGUGGACCGAUCCACAGAUGCACUCCCACGAUAUCGUACAAUCUUCUGGAACUGUCAUGAUUAUGCAGUCAAUCUUGCCAUCCUCAUCAUGGAUAGCUUCCCUCCACCGCCAGCUCUCGUGAAACUAUAUAGAAUGGUAGAAGAUUCUAAAUCUGCCUUUUGCCGAAAACACGAAGAAUGUGCUUUGGCUAUGAUGUUGGUCGCUCUUUGUAUCGCAUCAUUUUUAUGUGUACUGGAUCUCCUCGGAUACACCUCGGCACAUAUCUUCAUUCUGUCCGUGCUUUUGUCAACGACACUUUGUGAUGCAUAUUAUGUUAUAUGGAGGCUUCUGCAGGUUGAAGCUUUGCAGAUGCGAGACACUUGGAUACAAAUCCUUGGGCAACGUUUUUCUAGACUAUCUGCCUUCCGUCAGGGGAAUCUUGCCAAAUCGUCAAUGAUCAGGGAGCCCUUGUGGUUUCCAAGAGGCUAGGAAAACAAAACACCCAUGGCGCCUUUGUGCUGCCAUUCCCUGUUUCAUUAGCGUUCCUGGAAUUUUCUUUUUUCUUUUUUCUUUUUUCUUUUUUCUUUUUUUUUGUUUUUGCUUUUCGUUUUUUCUUUUCUUUU